AUGAUUGAGAAACAUGGGAUAAAUAAUGGAAAACCUCUGUUAUAUGAUGUGAUUACUCUUAAUUAUUCAUAUUCUCCUUUUUUUCUUCUCUAUUUCUCAGAUGAACGAGGAGAUAUCCAAAAGAAAACAUUCAGCAAGUGGGUCAAUGCACAAUUAGUCCAGGAAUCCAAACCACCUAUUCAGGAUUUAUAUUCAGACCUACGAGAUGGAACACACCUCCUUGCUUUACUCGAAGUACUAAGCGGACAAAAAUUAAAACGAGAGCGGGGUCUUAUGCGAGUGCAUCAACUGAACAACGUCAAUAGAGCUCUUCAGGUGUUGCAUCAGAACAAAGUUCGAUUGGUAAAUAUUAGCAGUAAUGACAUCGUUGAUGGCAACCCAAAGCUAACCCUCGGUCUCGUCUGGAGCAUCAUCGCUCACUGGGAGGCCAAAGCUGUCCUGAAAGACACUGAUAGUAGUAUGGAACAACAGUACGAACGGACUGUAUUAACAUGGUGUAAAGAAACAACGCAGGGAUAUGAGCGUGUAGAUGUGAAAAACUUUACAAGUAGCUGGAGAGAUGGUUUAGCUUUCAACGCCAUCUUGCAUAGAUAUAGACCUGACCUUUUUGUUUAUCACGACCUAUUCAAGGAAGAGCCUGAAGCGAGGCUAGAGCAUGCCUUUACAGUCGCACAUAGUCAUUUCAACGUAGAUAGACUCCUUGAUCCAGAAGACAUCAAUGUCGGUGUACCUGAUAAGAAGUCUGUGUUAAUGUAUGUAACGUCCCUUUAUAAAGUACUAUCGACACAAAGCACCUUGAUACAAGAGACUGACCGUGUAGUCGGUUCACAAACUUCGCUCAAUCUCAGUCGCAGUUCAGCGCAGGAGAGUUUUAACACUGCAUCGCCAGACCUGUCCUUAUCCGACAUGAGUGAGAUAGAUAUAGAGAGUUACCAGGGGAACAUGGAGACAGUCCUGGCCUGGCUCCUGAAUGCAGAGAGCCACCUGGAGCACGAGGAGGAGGUCUCCAGCAAUGUGGAUGAGGUCAAGGAGCAGUUCCAUGUACAUGAGAAAUUCAUGGUGGAGCUGAUGACCCAUCAGAAUAGCGUUGGGAAUGCCCUACAGGAGGGGAACCACCUCAUCAUAGAAGGAAAGGUCAACGAGGAGGAGGAGAGCGAGAUACGAGAGCAGAUGACCCUGCUCAACAGCCGCUGGGAAGCCCUCAGGUUAUCAGCUAUGGAAAGACAGUCACUAUUACAUGAAGUACUUAUGCAGCUACAGCAGAAGCAACUCAAAGACCUGAGGGAUUGGCUCACAAAGACAGAACAGUUCAUCGACGACAGAAGCUUCAUCGGCGAUUGCUUGGAAGCCGUCGAUAAACAGAUCAAUGAUCUGCGGGAUCUCCAAGAGGACCUGGAGAAACAACAGAGACAGGUUAAUUCCCUAUCUCACAUGGUGGUCGUGGUCGAUGAGAGCAGCCCAGAAAAUGCAACGGCAGUUCUAGAGGAACAGCUGACCAGUCUUGGAGAGCGUUGGGCCAGCGUCUGCCAGUGGACAGAGCAGCAGUGGUCAGUACUCCAGGAUGUCCAGCUUCAGUGGCAGCGGUACGUGGAUGCCCAGAGGCAGUUUGAGGCCUGGUUGAGCAAGGCCGAAUCCUCCUUGGCCAUCAUGAGACUGACCCAGCCGCACUCGGACACCGAUGCCAUGGAGAUGCUCAAGAAGAUCAAGGCCCUGGAACAGGAGCUUGAGCUGCAGCACGGUGAGUUUGGUCGUCUGAACACACUGGCUCAGAACAUUGUACAACACCUUGAUGAAGACCAUCCUGGAGUGUCCAACAUCCAGACUGCCUUAGAGGAGUUCUCACAGCGAUGGGACAGCAUCGUCCAGCAGAUGGAGAACCAGUCCAAAGUGGUUGCCGACAGUGGCUUCAGCCUCAACGCCGUGCCCAUCACCGAUGAGAUCAACUCCACCGCCAUGACCACCACCUAUGCUCAGAACGAUGCGGUCGUCACGGAAACCCUCGUCACCAAGACCAUCCACCAGACCGUCCAUGUAUCCUCUCCUUCCCCCGACUCCUCGGUGACUCCUCCCCUGCUUGGCCUGGCCAAGAAGAGGACCAGUGAGGACAGCGAGUUGAGGCAGCGGUUCGACGGGGAGCUGGGCAGUCUGGUGGCGUGGGUGGAGGACACCGAGCAGAAGAUCAUGUCCGAGGAUGAACCGACCCCGGACACUCCCGACCUCGAUCUGUGCAAGACAAUUUAUGAGAACCUUGACCAUGAUUGGGAGGAAAGGAAAAGUAGGGCGAAGACAGUAUCAGAGCUUGCUGAUAAGCUGAUAGAUCUCACCAAUGAAGAUGGCACCUCACCAGAGCAAAUCCAGCAUUCGGUGAAGAGUUUCCAGAAUCGCUGGAACGACAUCCACCUGAUGCUGGAGGACCGGAAGCGCAAGCUGGACCAGGCGGUGCGCCACCAGGAGUUUGAAACGGAGCUGAAGCGAUUGCAGAAGGCCGUGGAACCCAUCCAGCAGUGGCUUGACGAGGACCUGGGACCAGUCGCCGAUGAUUUGCAGAGGAUCAAGAUGCAACUAGACCAGUGCAGGGCCAAACAGACUGAACUGUCCAUCAACGCCAGCCACAUGGAGCGACUGUCCACCUCCGCCGCGGCCCUGGUCACCUUCGACUCCACCCUCUCGCGCUCCACCAGCCGAGACCUCAAGGAGUUCCGCCACCUCUGGGACAGCAUCCGGGAGCGCCUCGAUGAGCGGGAGAAACUCCUGACGGAGGCGAUGAACAGCGCCCCGCCUGCGCGGUAUCUUGAAGCGCUGAGGGCACUCACCCAGUGGUUGGCCAGCGUCCAGGAGGCGCUGAAGGAGGAAGAGGUCUUUGUCUCCGAUCUGGACGAACUGGAGGACCAGUUGCAAAGAUACAAGGAGGUUGAAACAACCAUCGGUGAGCAGCGUUCCAGCUACGACUAUGUUAAUAGGACGGGCAAGGAGCUUGUAGUGGCUGCCAGGACUUCUAAACAAGCUGAAAACAUCCAGAAGGACGUAACUCAACUGAAUAGAAACUGGGAAGAUGUGACCAGGCUGUGUGAGGACAGAAAGGCGUUACUUGAUAGGUCUAUCAAUGAGCUAAGACUGUGGUUGGAUGAAGUGAGCGGUCUAACCAGUUGGAUGGAUGACCUUGACGUGUUCUUCUCAGCGGAAGAGGUUGCCCUUGGUGAUAUGGAUGUUCUCAAAGACCAACUAGAUCAGAGCAAGUGCCUUGAAGAUGAUAUCAAAACCUUGCAGUCCAACAUGGAUAACAUCCUUGAGACGGGAGAGCGACUGAUUCGGGACGGUGACCCGGCCUUCUCGUCCCGCACCCGAGGAGAGCUCGAUGACCUCCACCAGAGAUGGAAGCGGGUCACGGGCCUCGCCGCGGAGCAUCGGACGAACCUCACUGAAGCAUACCAAAGAUGUCAAACUCUGAAAGCUUACAUGCAAGAGUUGACAGGCUGUUUAGAUCGUUGUGAAGCGGACCUCGGUCCCAGCAAGAAGCUCUCCAUCCAGGAUCCAGCCGAGAUCCAAACACAGCUUAAGAAAUAUUCCAGUGCCUUGGAGGAGCUUCAACUCAAAGAGAAGGUCGUCACCGACCUUCAGGAGGUCGCUGAAAAAAUCAACCAAAGUUCAGAGGUCAUGUCCUCGGUCGACAGGUGGACGGUGAUGAAAUCCCAGGUGGCUACAAAGCACAGUAUCCUGUCCGAUGCCUCCGGGAGUUGGAAGAAACUGAAGCAGAUGCUGACGGAGGAAGUGAUCUGGAUGGACGGCUUUGAAAAGAAACUUGGGAACCCGUCCAGCAGUCUGGAUGCAGAGGAGAUAUCGGAGGAGAUUGAUGCUCUGGAAUCCACCGUUAUGAAGCAUGUUGGAGACAACAAAGACCUCAUCACAGAGCUUGCUGAUAACCUGAUUGCCCAGGGCAUAAUGACUGUCACCAUCGAAAGAGAAGUCAAGCAGUUCAAAGAAAGGACUGAAGAAAUCUCUCAGCAGGCCAAGACAAGACAAGAGAAACUAGAAAACAAUGUCCAGCUUCUUCAGCGGCUUGAGAAGGACAUGCUGACCCUUCAGAAUUGGAUAUCUUCAGCUGACCGUACCCUCAAUGCUCGUCUGACCGCUAGACUAUCAGCCAUCGAUCUGCCUGAUGAGUAUGAGCAAUGGAAGGUUGAACUGGACAUGAGAGAAACUGAAUUCAUUAAUAUCAACACGAGGGCGCGAGCCCUGAUGGAACAAACCGCUUCAUCUGCAAAUCAGAGACUACAGCAACAAGUGGAGAUUCUUAGGAAAAACCUGGACGACGUCCACAGCAAGUUCCGUAGGUUCCAGAAGCCGGCCGACUUUGAGCCCAAGAUGGCCCACGUCAAGGAGAUCUUGGACUCAGUCAUGGAGGGUAUUGGAGUCCUGGAACUGCGCAAUGGGGAACCAGAGGUGAUCCAGACCCAGCUUGAUGCUUGUAUGGGUUUCUACAAGACGAUGAGCGAGGUGAAACCGGAGGUGGAGUACGUGAUCAAAACAGGACGAGCCUUGGUGGAGAGGGAGCGGGGAGAAGCUCAGCUACAGCUCACAGAACGACUGAACAAACUUAAGAAACAGUACAACGACCUGGGGGCAAAGGUCACGGAUGGAAAGAGCAAACUAGAUAGAGCACUCAAAAUCUCACGAAAGCUGAAGAAAGAACUGACGGUACACCGCGAGUGGCUGAAGGAGUCCGGUGUGGCCAUCGACAAGCGCUCGGCCGACGAUAGACCGGGUUGUGCACCGCAAAGCCUUAACGAGGAGCAAGAGUGGUGUAAGCUGAUGGGUCAGGACAUCGAUAAACACAAGAGGGCGCUGAGUGACGCCCUGGUGCUGUCUGAGCAGCUUUCUAAGCUGUCCCCAGAGGGCGGGCUUGAUUCGAUGAAAGUCGAUGCCGAAGCGUUGCAGCUUCAAGCAGGGGAGUUGGAGGGAAAGCUAGCAAAGAGGAAAGCUCUUAUACAGACCUACCAGGAUCAAUUGAUGGCAUUCCGUGGUGACCUUUCAGGGGUCAAGGAAUGGAUGGGGGAGGCUCAGACGAAGCUGGAACAAUCGCAGAGACUAUCGAGAGAGGAACUAGUCGGUGAACAGGAGCGUCAAGCUUACCAGAGAUUACAAGACGAGGUGGACGAUCUGACCCACAAGGUCGAGGAAGUGAGAGACCAGGCUCUGGAGCUGAUGAAACUUGGAGGAGAUUGCCGUCGAUCAACCGAACCCGACCUCAUCGCCCUCAACCAGACAUGGGAACUGGUGUGUAAGGGAAUCAAGGAACAGCAAGUUAAGCAGAAGCAAAUAGCUCAGGAGCUUGACAAAGAAUCCCGUCUUCAGGCUCAGGCAGAGGCCAAGCAGAGGGAACAAAGGCAACAAGAGCUCCAGGAAAGACUCGUGCAGCAACCGCUGGAAACCGACCUAGACUCCAAGAUCCAAGAAACCGUGAUUGACUCAAAACCUCAAAGACUCAAGCAUCAACCGCUAGAAACAGCGAUAGACUCAGAACAUCAGAGUAUCUUACCCGCAUCACCUACCGCCAACCUCAAUAACAACAAUGCGGAUGUAAUCGUCGACGAGGCUCCGCUUCGAGAAGAGAGAGUGGCUGUCGUAGAGACCAUACCAGUACAACUGACAAAGCUUGACGAAGCAGCGCCCUCUAUUAGCAAUAUGGAGGUUGAUGAGCAGAUCGAGAAGCGGGAUGCAGCAACCGUUGCAUCCGCUCCAGUCGACCUUGAGGAUAUGCUCCAGGACAUGAAGGAUCAGGUUAGGCAGAAACAUGUCACACCCUCUCCCACCAUGGAUGUCAAUGCCAUGGGCUACCUGCAGGAGUUCAACGACAUCCUGGAGCAGACCAACGUCGCCAUCGACCUCUGCGAUCAUCGGUUGACGCGAGAUGGCCAGCUGCGGGAGAAGGACUUUGAUAUGGAGGUUGACGCCAAUGUCAAGGACACCGAGGAAGCCUUGGAGAACCUUGAACCGGACGUGGAGUCCUUGAUCCAGCAAGGAGAGCAGCUCCUGCAGAUGACCCUGGCCAAGGAUCCAGCCCAGGCCGAGGAGCUGGAGCUCAAGAUCACAGGUCUCAAGGAGCGAUGGUCCACGCUGAAGAGGGACGCAGAGAGGAGAAAGGAUACCAUCCAAGAUGUGGUUCCAAGGUGGUGUCACUUCAAGGAACAAGUGGACCAGAUGGAGAGAUGGAUAGAAGGGGUAGAUGAACGGAUGAAAGAUGGGAUGGAGGAUGAGGAAAAACUGAAGGUAGGUGCUACUAUUCUAUUCAGUGUCUGUGGAUGACAGGUUGAUGAAAGAUAAAAGGAUGGACAAGAUGGAGAUAUGGAAAGAAAGUGUAGGUCAUGAAAGAUGGCAGAAAAGAAGACGAGGUGAAAAUGAAGAUAGAUAGGAUAAUACAUAUCUGGUAUCUGCUAUGGUGUUCAAUGUGUGUGACAGAAGAAGUUCAUGAGGUCUCUUGUUCAAAAUGAUAUACUGCCCUCUACUGUCAAAUAGCAGUAUUACAUGUACUUUUCUCUUAUGAGAUCGGAUCACCAAAACAAUUUUACUAACUAUGACUAAAGCAUGAAACUUUCAUAUAAGAUUUAUUUUAAUGAUGGGAGGUAAAUUUUUCAAAGCCGUUUUCAGCCGUUGUCAUGACUACAGAUUAAUUUCUGAACAAUGACAUAUACACCCCUAUAAAUGGUAUAUAAACAUGGUAUAAAUUACCAAAUUGAUAUUUCAAGCUUCCAAUUAAAUACAAAUGAAAUUUACAAAUAGUUAAGGUCACCAAGAUAGUUAAAAUUUCCCAGUUGCCAUGGUAAUGGCUUAUUUCCCCCCAGAAAGGUACAAAUUUGGAUAAAAACAAAGAAUCUGAUUAUCAUUUCAUUUCACCCAGAUUUUGGAUGCUAAACAUAGAUCUGUUUGUUAAACUGUAUAAAUAACAUCUUAAGGAUAAAUACUAGUUGUGGUAACAAUCUCAAAAUGAGUUCAAACAGAAUCCAAUGAAAUUACCACCAAAGUGUUUGUAUGUAUAAAUAAAAAAUAUGUGCCAAAAAGCUCUGGAAGAAAAUGCGUAAUUGCUGAGAAAUUAGCAAAAUAAGCACGGAAUUCCAUCAAAUGUUGGAUAUUUUUUAAAGCAGUAUUAAUACACUACCCCACAUAUGCCUUUCUUUGUUGGUGAUCAUCAGAAUUAUCGAUUUUGAGCUAAGACUUCAUGAUUUUACAAAUAUAAGUUUACAUUAAUGUACCAGAUCUAGAUGUAGGAUAAUAUUUUGACAAUUAACCUUGACUUAAAAGACUUUCUCAUGUAAUAAUUGUUUGCUGCAACUGCUGCUUUUACCUUUAAGCCAUUGCCACCUGGGGUCCCUUUUCCCUUGGUGUAUGGAAGGCUCUGCAUUCGUGCACACUUCCUCUUUCUUUGUUGACAUUAUACAUCUGAUAAAUGAAUAUUGAUUAUUUUUUUGUGUUGUGUUUUGCUCUUUUUUACAAGAUUCUAGAACUUAUCUACGAACUAGAUGUAUACUUGCUAGUUAAACCUAGGAUUAAUGUAAAAUUAGUUGAAAUAUUAGCUCGUAACCAUGCUGUUGAGCGCAGCGAACCUUUUGCGACUUCCCUCGACCUUGCAUUUGGCUUGGUAGAAGAGUUUUGACCAAAGGAUUAGAGUUCAGACCAGAUGAUUAAUUUCUUCUUCAAGGGUCCUUUUUGCACUGCCCACACAGCUUAAAAUCAUUCUCAUUUCCAGAUCUAGCUUUUGCAGUUUAAUUGUAAAAGUAGUUGAAUAAUACGCAUACAUUCGUAAUUCCGAAGCUUCGUUAUUCCGAAGGUUCGGAUAUUCCGAAGGUUCGUUAUUCCGAAGGUUCGUAUUUCCGAAGGUUCGUAAUUCCGAAGGUUCGUUGGUCCGAAAACGAAAUGAGGUUCGUAAUUCCGAAGGUUCGUUAGUCCGAAAACAAAGUGAGGUUCGUAAUUCCGAAGGUUCGUUAAUCCGAAAAAGAAAUGAGGUUCGUAAUUCCGAAGGUUCGUUUGUCCGAAAACUAAAUGAUUAACUAACCUUAUUUCGUUUUCGGACUAACGAACCUUCGGAACAAUGAACCUUAUUUCGUUUUCGGAUAAACAAACCUUCGGAACAAUGAACCUUAUUUCGUUUUCGGAUUAACAAACCUUCGGAACAUCGAACCUUAUUUCGUUUUCGGAUUAUCGAACCUUCGGAAUAACGCCACAAAUGUUCGGAUUAACGAACCCUUUUACGUUUUCGGAUUAACGAACAUCGAGGUAUAGGCAAUUUGCGUGUUUCAGAAUUACGAACCUUCGGAAUUACGAAGUGUAACCGAAUAAUAAAUGCCAGUUGUGGUAACGAUCCCAAAAUGAGUUUGAACAGAAUCCAAUAACCACCAAAGUGUUUGUAUGUAU
Molecule: messenger RNA, 8406 nt
Organism: Lytechinus pictus (painted urchin)
Lineage: Eukaryota; Metazoa; Echinodermata; Echinoidea; Temnopleuroida; Toxopneustidae
Product: dystrophin-like
Exons: 35
Coding region: 1-6303 (2100 amino acids)
Biological process (GO): actin cytoskeleton organization
Cellular component (GO): cell junction; cell projection; cortical actin cytoskeleton
Molecular function (GO): actin filament binding
Source: RefSeq, a predicted model, not a curated record